This is a messenger RNA of Cimex lectularius (bed bug), 1423 nucleotides long. RefSeq names its product zinc finger protein GLIS2 homolog. Gene Ontology annotation, molecular function: RNA polymerase II cis-regulatory region sequence-specific DNA binding; DNA-binding transcription factor activity, RNA polymerase II-specific. The record is from RefSeq and is a predicted model, not a curated record. The transcript is spliced from 2 exons. Gene Ontology annotation, biological process: regulation of transcription by RNA polymerase II; smoothened signaling pathway. Bases 216 to 983 code for a protein of 255 amino acids. Lineage: Eukaryota; Metazoa; Arthropoda; Insecta; Hemiptera; Cimicidae. Gene Ontology annotation, cellular component: nucleus.
UUCUUAAAAAAAGAUAACGCCGGUCUAAAAGUCUUAGUGCGAAAAAUCCUUCUGGCUAAUCUUUCGAUCCAAUCUGUACGAACGAUGCCAUUAGUGCUGCAGCUCUUUGCAGAUAACGGCCUCAUUAUAAAAGAAUCAGAUUCCGUACGAAAAGGCCAGUCUGUUUUCAACCACGCUUGCAGUACUGUCUCCCCCGACCUUUCGAAUUUGAAGCGAUGGUUAUUUUUAAUCACUCUCAGAGUGACAGUGAUGGGAGUCUGUCAAGUGGCGAGAACGCUGUGCCACACGCUCAGAAUGCCCCUGUCAAGUGCUGCUGGGAGAUGUGCGGCUAUUGGUUCAGCCAGUUAGAAGUUCUUGCGGCGCACGUCGCCCAUGCCCAUGCCGUGCCUGGCAAAGGUGGACUGUUUUACUGCGGCUGGGAAGGCUGCAUGAGGGGCGACAGGGGAUUUAACGCAAGAUACAAGAUGCUCGUGCACGUCCGGACGCAUACGAACGAAAGACCCCACUUGUGCUUCAAGUGUAAUAAAACUUUCAGCCGGGCUGAAAACCUCAAGAUUCAUUCAAGGACACACACGGGCGAAAAACCGUACGUUUGCACUGUUGAAGGCUGCGGCAAGGCGUAUUCCAAUUCCAGCGACAGGUUCAAGCACAUGAGGACACAUUCGGACGGGAAGCCAUACGUCUGCAAAAUACCCGGUUGCCCCAAGAGGUACACCGACCCCAGUUCGUUGCGUAAACACCUCAAGACCUACCGACACACCCAGCAAAUACCUCUUGAACCUAAGAACAACUGCUGCAAAAUGGAUGAAGAGAAGCCUUUCUACUCCGAACCACAAGAGCCCAAAGAAAUUUACCCCUCGAAACCCGUUCAAUACCCCUGGCCCAGUCUUAUACAGUGGUAUAUGAAAGACCAGUCUUUCUGCACUGAACAGGAUACACCUUUAGACCUCACGUGCCCUUUAAAACUACAACACAAGGUCUGAUUGACGUUAUAAUAAUUUUUAAUAACAAAUGUGAUCUGUAUAUAAGUUUAGUUAAAGACUGAGUUGUUUUUAAGUGAUAUUUGUUUCAAAAUGACUUUUUGAUAUUUUAUAAUGUGAAGAAAAAAAAUCACUACCAAGGACUUUCAUUAGAUUUUGAGUAGAUACUACCUCAAAGACUAUAAAAUACCAAAUAUGGAAUCUCAGAUUGUCAUCAGUAUUAUUCUAAGAAAGGUUCAAACCUAAAGUCAUUUUUAUAUAUGUAAUUCUGAUCAAUAUAACUUAUUUUGUAAAUAUAUCCACCAAAGAAGCAUAUUUUUUUUUUGUACAAAAAUAAAUUUUUCUUUCAGUGUUAUAUUUGAACCAUAGGCACUGUCAUGUGCAAUUUUAGAGUGGAUGUGUUUUUUGUUUUUGUAAACAUAAUAAAUUCUUCCAUAAUUUAA